Molecule: messenger RNA, 2097 nt
Organism: Hirsutella rhossiliensis
Lineage: Eukaryota; Fungi; Ascomycota; Sordariomycetes; Hypocreales; Ophiocordycipitaceae
Product: reverse transcriptase (RNA-dependent DNA polymerase) domain-containing protein
Exons: 8
Coding region: 1-2097 (698 amino acids)
Biological process (GO): DNA integration
Molecular function (GO): nucleic acid binding
Source: RefSeq, a predicted model, not a curated record
AUGGACGGAGAACCGUUCAUAGCAGACGUCAGGGUGAACGGCACAGACUUCGUGCCAUCUCUUGUCGACUAUGGCUGCCUCUGCUACGGCGCGGUUAGCAAGCGCACAUUUCACUCUCUCCAGUUGCCACAUAUACGCGUCCAGCCGCGCAUCUUGGAGAAUGCAGCGGGAGACGGCAAGGAGGUCAAAAUCGACAAGAUCACGUAUGUGUCGAUCGACCUCGAUGGACAUCAGCAGCAUCGUGUUUUCAUGUACGUCAUCGACGAUCUGAACUGGGAUAUGAUCCUGGGUAAACGAUGGAUGGAAGACCAGGAUGUUCACAUCCAUGCGAAGGAAGGAUAUCUCGAGAUCGGGUCCAAUGGAGUUCAAUACCACAAGUGGUCUCGAGCUUUCUCUCAGCAACUGGCCGACCAGCUGCCCCCUCAUCGGCCAGGUGUGGACCUGAAGAUCGAAGUGCUGAAAGACGAGCAUGGCCGAGAGAAGCCCCUACCCUGGGGACCGCUUUACAGCAUGUCCCGCGAGGAGCUAUUGGUACUACGGAAGACUCUCACAGAACUACUCGACAAGGGAUUUAUUAGAGUCAGCAGCUCGCCAGCCGCGGCACCAGUCCUUAUGAGGGACCGCUAUCCCUUGCCCUUACUGAGCGAGACCUUGCGAACGAUAGCCAAGGCAAGGUGGUUCACCAAGGUAGAUGUUAUAGCAGCGUUCCAUAAGAUCAGGGUCGCCCCCGGCGACGAGGAAAAGACAACUUUCAGAACGCGCUAUGGAUCCUUCGAAUGGCUGGUAGUUCCAUUCGGCCUGACAGGCGCACCAGCAGCCUUUCAGCGGUACAUUAACAGCGCGCUCCAGGAUUACCUAGACGAUUUUGUGUCAGCAUAUAUCGACGAUGUCCUGAUCUUCUCCUCUGGAAGCCUGCAAGACCACCGCGACAAGGUCGGCAAGGUCCUCCAACGACUGAUGGACGCCGGGCUGCAACUGGAUAUCAACAAGACGGAGCCGCUAACGCGGCUAACGAAGAAGGACGUGCCAUUCCGUUGGGAUGAAUUGUGCGAAGAAGCCUUCGAGAAGCUCAAGGACUUGUUGAUCACGGCCCCGAUCCUUGCACACUUCCAUCCAGAAAGGGAGACUAUCGUGGAAGCAGACGCUUCCAGGAUUCGCAAACAUUCGGCAGCCGAAGCGAACUACGCUAUCCAUGACAAGGAGCUACUCGCCAUUCUCAGAUGUUUGGAGCAGUGGGAACCAGAGCUACGGGCAGUAGAGCACUUCAAGAUCCUAACGGACCACAAGAACCUGAGGUACUUCUACUCGGAAAGGAGGUUGACAGAGAGACAAGUGCGGUGGUCGGAGUUCCUGUCCAGGUUCCAAUUCGAGCUCGAAUGGAGGCCGGGCCGCAAGGGCGGAUUGCCUGACGCACUCUCUCGACGGGACCAGGAUAUGCCGGCCAACUACUCCGAUGAACGACUAAAGGGACGCAUUAUGAGGCUAUUCCAAAAUGAUCACCUUAGAAGGGUCCCAAUAUCGACAUUGUCUACCAACACCGAGGGUGCCCAGGAAAUCAACUUCGGAAAAGAGAUCAGGAUAUUUGAAGAUGAGGAGUUACAGCAGCUGUGGCACGCCGCACGAGAACGCGUCUGGAUACCCGGUUCGGAGCCGCUACGUACAAAGAUCAUCCAGGAAACUCACGACUCUCAUAUCACCGGACAUCCUGGAAGGGACCUCACGUACUCGACUCUGUCGAGACGCUUCUUCUGGCCGGGUGCCGCUAGCGAUGUACGUCGGGAUACAAAGAAAGGACUCCUAAAGCCGCUCCCUAUUCCGCAACGCAUAUGGAGCGAAAUUACCAUUGACUUUAUUACUGACCUCCCACCGUCGGGGAAAGAUGGCGCGACGAACUGCAUGGUGGUCACGGACCGACUCACCAAAGGCGUCGAACUCGAAGGAUUGAACGAUAUUUCCACAGAAGCGGUUGCAAGAAGACUCUUCGAACGACACUACCCUGUCCAUGGCAUCCCAACGGCUAUAACCAGUGAUCAGGGUCCCCAGUUUGUCAGUGGAGAACUGGUUAGACUUGCUUCCAAUCGCGAUGGCGACUAUUAA